Messenger RNA from Anopheles funestus (African malaria mosquito), 4259 nucleotides. RefSeq lists its product as uncharacterized. Gene Ontology annotation, biological process: regulation of transcription by RNA polymerase II. The record is from RefSeq and is a predicted model, not a curated record. The transcript is spliced from 2 exons. Bases 1181 to 3538 code for a protein of 785 amino acids. Gene Ontology annotation, molecular function: chromatin insulator sequence binding. NCBI's taxonomy places the organism in Eukaryota, Metazoa, Arthropoda, Insecta, Diptera, Culicidae. Gene Ontology annotation, cellular component: chromosome.
UUCGUUGAGUUUCGGGAGCUCCCGGUUUUGUGGAUGAAACGGGCUUCUUUUGCUGAUGGACUCUAACUUCUACGGAUUACUACUUACUACUACUACUACUACUAUUACUACGAUUACUACUAUCGCGGUACGGUUGUUUGUGUUUCAUCGCAAGUAGUCAACGGUGUCAAUUUUUGUGCGUCCAGCUCUAUUCGUUCGAAACUGUGUUGAUGAUUUGUGUUCUGGUUCUUCACGCAUCAGUUUCCGAAUUUAAACAUUGCUAACCGUAUAGCCGUAGCGUUAAGUGUUUUGUGCGAGAACUAGCACCUCUCAGCUUGCUACCUUGUUCGCGGAACACAAAAAAGUUACUAAGCAGGGACUGGGAAUUCUUCAUGUCCAGUGUCCGCAGUGUGCACGUGCUCGUUCGCAGUGGUUCGCCAAACAAUUCCAGCCAAUUCUUCUCGCUCGCUCACUGUCUGGAUGAAAGUGCUUUGGUAUCUGUGUCACGUUCGGGCGUAAAAUUUAUUCCAUCCUUACGGGUAUCCUGGCAGGGGCGUAUUCUCCAGAGUAUCUAACACGCGUAUCCCAGCACGUACGGUGGUGGUGCGGAUAUAAAACUGGAUGUAGCCUUUCGGGUACGCAUCAGCUACACCGGAUCUUAUUGCGAGCAAAAUUGAGAAACAGUUCCCCCCCUAACGAGGAACAGAAGGUGAGGAAAAAUCAACAGACACCAACAGUAGUUUGCGGGAAGCAAGCGCACUGAAAUACUGUUGCAUUUCGGAAGGCACGGAACAAACCAUCUUCAAAGUCCUAUCGGUUCCAGAAGUGGCACCGGAGUAUUUAUCUCCUGCUGUGAGCAAAUGCAACCAGUAGUAUUGAUUUACGCCGUGUUGGUCGUGAGAUAAAAUAAAACCAGAAAAAAAGGAAUCGAAACAAUCCGAUGUAGUAACUCCACGCCAUGGAUCAUUUCAGUCGACCUAAGGGCAAGGCACUGAUCGGCAAUUGAUGCACUUGUACGCUGACAGCAGUAUUUAGAAGUACCUGAACGUAAUCCAUACCAAGUUUCGAGAUCAUUUAGCGUCCCUGUUUGGUCACACGACAUACCCCGGGGGGAGUAGUAGAAACCCCGGAAGCGCUGUUAAGUUUUCCCGACACCCAUUUUCAUUGAACUCCGCACGCUCCUCACUUCACACAACUCAAAAUGCCCCGCUGUUUGAUGGCAAAAAAAUGGAAAGCCUAUCCAUGGCCGGACCGAGCAGAAGAACAACCGACCGCUGAGCAAGAACUGGACUCGAACACCUCCACAACCGGCACAAGCAAUCCACUGCACCCGGUACCAUCUUCACCAUCCACGACGGAACGAACCGGUAGUAGAAGUAGUAGCAGCAGCAGCAACGAUACUACCAGCACAUCCAGCACGUCCACGACGGUUGCGCCUGAAUGUAGUCAACCGCAGGGCACGGCCCAAGGACCGGCCGAACUCGUCGAGGAGGAUGAAGAAAUAGACGUCGUGGGUGAUUCACCGGCAGCGGCGACGGCUACCGCGGCCAGCAGCAAGACCACCGGCAGUACGGUAGCCACCUGUUGGGGUCCAUCCUCACCGACUGCCGGUGCAACGGCACCGAGUCCACCGCCUCACUCGCCGGAAGCGGCCACGCGCGAAUCAACCAUCCUGUACAACGGUUAUGGGCAGGACAUUUCACACCACUUUACCGCCUACCUGCCCAAGCUGGAUCCGGAGUCGUCCAGCUACCAACAGCAGCAACAGUCUUCGUCUCAGCAACAGUUCAUCGCACUCGCGCCCUUAUGUGCAACGCCCUCAACCACCUCCGCAUCGCCGAGUGCGAGCAGUGCCGGAGCCGAGAGUCCGCAGCGAUCUCCAUCCCAGAAGAAAUCCCUCGCCAUGUGCUUCACCAGCACCGGUACCGCACUGUCGUUGCCUCCGAAAAAGAAAGACAUCUACCGGCCGUACUCGUUGGACGAUAGGCCACCCCGGCCAAGUUAUGAGCUGAGAAUUCCGGCCGAGGAGGACCUGCAUGCCGCGCAUGCUAUCCUGGACCUGAGCGCUUCGACGGCUUUCCUACCUCCGCCGGCACCGCAUCAAAUUCUGGCCCAGCAGCAACCGCCCUCUCCCUCACACCAGCAACAACAUGCCACGAGUCCGACAGUCGUGCUAGUGCCCGCAAAAUCUUCCACCAGUGAUCCCGACCGACGGCCGUUGCAGACGCACCAGCAUCAGCAAUCGUCCCCACAUCCACUGCACCAGGCAACGUCACCACUUCCUCUACAGUCACCGCCGACAGUACCGCAUGCGUUGAGCUCUCCGGAACAGAAUGAGAACCGCAACAGCACCAACACCCUGCCCGGGUAUUCGUCGCACGACGGCAGCAUGGAUUCCUCCUCCGACGAGCUGCAGCAAUCGGCCGAAUCAUCCGACUCGGAGGGUAAGAAUGGGUCGAAAACGGUCGCCUACACGUACGAAGCAUUCUUCGUCAGUGAUGGACGAUCGAAGAAAAAGAUUGCCGAUCCGAAGACGGCCCUCGAGAACAAGGCGAAGUACACGUGCACGGAGUGUGGCAAACAAUACGCCACCUCCAGUAAUCUUUCGCGCCACAAACAAACUCACCGAAGUCUUGACUCUCAGUCGGCCAAGAAGUGUCACACCUGUGGCAAGGCGUACGUUUCCAUGCCCGCGCUGGCAAUGCACGUCCUAACGCACAAGCUGUCGCACAGUUGUGGUGUCUGCGGGAAGCUAUUCUCCCGGCCCUGGUUGCUGCAGGGUCACCUACGAUCACACACGGGCGAGAAGCCGUACGGAUGUGCCCACUGCGGUAAGGCGUUUGCCGACCGAUCGAACCUGCGUGCCCACAUGCAGACACACUCGAUCGACAAGAACUAUCAGUGCGGUCGAUGCCACAAAACGUUCGCGCUCAAAUCGUACCUCAACAAGCAUCUCGAGUCGGCCUGCUUUAAGGAGGAUGGUGCACCACAGUCGCCCCUAAUGUCACCCAUGUCACCCGGUUCGCUCGAUGGUUCCUCCAUGGAUGAGAUGCGAUCGACGCCACUCUCCGAUCGACGUCCGCCGAUGGCGCUCAAGCGCGAAAAGAACGUCGACAUCGAGGGCGACGAGUCGGACGAUGCGAUGCCCUGUCCGUCACCGAUGUCCCCGGUACCUCACGUCACCAUCAGCUCCAAUGCCGGUGCGAACGGUACGAGCAGUAUCUUUGUGAUGAAAAAUCUAGCCGCAAGUCGAUUGGCACUGACGACGGGCAACAGUACGGUGGCGAAUGGUAGCGUGUCCCCCAGUUCGGGGUUGGCAAAUGGGGCGGCUGCUGCUGCAGCAGCUGCCGCAGCAGCAGCGGCAGCGGCAGUACUCGGACCGGCCGCAAUCCUGACGACGGCGAACCAUCAGCACCAUCACCACGGUCACCACCAUCAGCAGCAUCACCAGCAUCACCUUCAUCAGCACGCGCAUCCAGCAUCGGCGGCAGCGGCUGCUGCUGCUGCAGCAGCGGCGGCAGCUGCAGCUGUACAGAUAAACGUCAACUUUGCCGGGUAACCGGUUGCGAUCGCGUACGAACAUCAACCAACCUGCAAGAAAUGAUCGCCUUCUGUGAAGUUUUCGUAAAUGUUCCUGAACGACCGGCAGAACUACAAAUGAACGUACCGCUGGAUGGCAAGCGUACUGAUUGCAUACAUUGAGGCGCUUGUUGCUAUGACCGGUCGAGCGUGUGGAACAACAAAAUCCAAAUGGAAUUGCGGUUCGUAAGUAGUCAUUUAAGCAUUUUAUUGUUUCCCUCUUCAAAUAACCUUUUCAUCAAACGUUAAACUUACAAGUGCAACAGAAAGAGAAGUAACUGCUUUAGAAAUGCAAACAAAACCACAACAACAACAAAAAAACACAGAACGUAGAACAUACUAAACUAGCAAAAAAAAACCUCUACGAACACAUCCUUCAAUAUAAGCAUAGUAAACAGACACACCUACACAAUCCUUUUGCGAAAUAGUGAUCCUAAAAACGAACGAUCAAUCUAUACCCCGCAUACGCAUACAAAACCACUAACGCAAACAGACAGGUGCAUUUUUGGAAGGGAAUGGCAAACGGAAGAACUAAUAACGACGCCCUUCUACUAGUCAUUACAAACCCCAUUAGUCAUGCAUAGAAACGUUUUAAAUGAACCUCUCUCUCUUUGAAACAAAAAAAAAUGCGCCGUAAACGAAAUUUGCAAAGAUUGAUUAACUGGAAGCAAGCUGGAGCUGGAUUCGAUACCUAAUGAAAC